UUGGCCCGACCGAGUGAAUUGCCGACUCGUUUCCCACAAGAACCUACCGCUCGUCUGGGCAAAUAAUUCUUACAGAAUUUGUCCAUUUCAAGAGCCGAAAUCUCCGGUUCUUGCUCUGAAAGGGGAAAGGGUUUUUUGCUCAGGAUUUGACUCGGGCAGAAGCUGAACAUUUUCCAUGUUGCGGAGAAUUUCGUGACGAGUGCAUGUAGGCUAGAGUCAAAACAAUCUCGAGUCGCCGUUUUGCGUGAAUAUACGGCAAAAGGACCGAUGAAGUUUGAAACAUUUUCCUCGUUUGGCUGCCGUUUUAGCCCUCACAGAACUACCCCUGGAGGUUUUUCUCUCGCUAUGUGGAGGUGGGGUGUGAUAACUGUUCUACUAUCGCUUGCUGUAGGAACAAGUUUAGCCCAAAAGAGCGGAAGAGAAUGUGUAGAAACAUGUAAAACUUGCGGAUGCAAAGGAAGAGCAGGGAGAAGGGGAGUACCAGGUCCCAUUGGCCUUGUGGGACAAAGGGGACCUUCAGGAAUACAAGGCAGUGGAGGUGUACCGGGACCCAGAGGUGACAAGGGUGAUGAUGGUGCGCUGGGGCCCAGAGGUCAGAAAGGUGAUCAGGGAAUGACCGGUGUUCCUGGUUACCCAGGUUUGGACGGCUACACCGGACAGCCAGGACCAAGAGGACAGUACGGAGACCCAGGGGUUGCUGGAUGUAAUGGCACAAAGGGUGAGCCUGGUCGACCAGGAAUUGGUGGCUACGGAGGUCGAGGUAAACCGGGUUUUAACGGGCCUAAGGGCAGCAAGGGAGAGCCUGCUCCUUACUCUCCAGCUUCCAAAGGACCACAAGGUGACGGAGGCUUUCCAGGUGAAGACGGAAGGCCUGGACAACAAGGACCUGAUGGUCGUCCUGGAGAAACUGGUGAUAGAGGCCCAAAAGGAUAUCAGGGUCCGAAUGGCCUGCAGGGAUAUUCCGGUGCUAAUGGUGUAGACUCCCCUGGCUCUAAAGGCUCAAAAGGAGAGAGGGGUCAACCCGGAAGAAAGGGUCAGUCUGAUAAAAUUCCGGGUAGAGGCGAGAAAGGCAGUAAUUUCACUAAAGGAGACAAAGGUGACAAGGGGUACAAGGGUUACACUGGUGAAGCCGGUAUGAGGGGUGAGAGGGGAGAUGCAGGCACAAAGGGUGGUAAGGGCCCUCUAGGGAUGAAAGGAGAGACUGGCGUACGAGGUAUUGCAGGACCAAGGGGACCAACCGGGUUUGACGGCUUAUCGGGUGCUCCAGGAUUUCCAGGCGACCGUGGGUUCCAAGGAAGCAACGGUUACGAUGGUCUGCCAGGUUAUCAGGGUAUAAAUGGUGACAUUGGUAUGGACGGUCCCAUUGGACGUAAAGGAGAACCAGGAAUCCCAGGGGAAAUUGGCGAUGGACCCGUCGGUGAACCUGGACCUGAUGGUAACCGAGGUCUGCCGGGAUACCCUGGUAUUAGAGGUACCGUUGGAGACACUGGACCUGAAGGCCCUGAGGGAAGACUCGGUGAUGUGGGCGCUCAAGGAGAGACCGGAAGACCUGGGCAGAGUAGAGACGGUCAACAAGGAGAUAGAGGAGUGUCAGGUUUACCCGGUGCACCCGGAGAACGAGGAGAUGAGGGCAACCUUGGACCCCAGGGGCGACCUGGCGACAAGGGAGCACCCGGAAUCUCAAUAGCUGGACCUUUUGGUAUGGAUGGAUCCCCUGGAAGGCCUGGAUCUAUUGGUGGAAAGGGCGCUGUUGGUGCCCAAGGAAAACCAGGUCUUCCAGGUACCACUGCAUCCGGUGAGGAGAUUGUUGGACCCAUCGGCAGACCAGGACCUGAAGGACGUCGAGGUGUCAAGGGAGGCCAAGGAGUGCAAGGAGUGUCUGGAAGCAAAGGUUUCCCAGGUCUUCCUUCUGCCCCAUGCCCGUUGUGCCCCCAGGGCCAGAAGGGAGCAACUGGUGUGCCAGGUUUCCCAGGCUUUCCAGGGUCAUACGGUGAGAAUGGACCUCGUGGUGCCGAGGGCGGGUCAGGCGAGAAGGGAGACAAAGGCUACCCUGGACGAUUUGGACAACCUGGAUUCCCGGGAAUACAAGGACCUAGUGGUUUUCCUGGAGACAAAGGUGACAGAGGAGAAUUUGGAACCGUCAUCGAAGUUCCAGGUUUCCGUGGUAGCCGCGGAGACAAAGGAGACAAGGGAUCCACUGGAGAGCCAGGUACCCAGGGACGAAGACAAGUUCUGGAUCAAAGUCAACUCUCCAACAAAACACAAAAGGGUCAACGUGGAGACACAGGGUUUCCUGGUCGAAGGGGUACCCCUGGUGCCCCAGGUCCUGCCGGUGAAGAUGGUCCCGAUGGUCGGCGUAUUGAUGGACCACGAGGUCCUAAGGGUGUGAUGGGAGAGCCCGGACGCUUUGGCAUCCCAGGUUUUGCAGGACAGAAAGGAGAACCAGCUGAGGCGGUGGACACUGAGGAUCCCGUCCCUGGCCCACAGGGUGAGCCCGGACCCAAAGGGUUCAAGGGUCGACCAGGAUCAAAGGGAUCACCGGGACAGACUGGAAGUCCUGGCUUGUAUGGUGAUAAUGGCUUCAAGGGCAUGAAAGGAGGUGUUGGUAACCCUGGAAAUCCUUCCUUUCCUGGACCUAAAGGUUUCCCUGGACCCCGUGGUGACAAGGGAACAGUGGGUCUGUCGGGUUCAAUAGGUCGCCCCGGUGGGGAAGGCGCACCAGGUACUCCAGGGCUUCCUGGGCGACCUGGUAUGUUUGGCGCCCUCGGUGAGGACGGUCAGUCUGGCUCCACUGGACCGGCUGGCUUCCCCGGAGAUGAAGGACCACAAGGACCAAAGGGAGAUUUCGGCAACAGAGGAUUGCCAGGCCAGGACGGUUACCGUGGUUUCCCAGGACUGAAGGGAGACAGGGGAGAUGCAGGAGGAGAUGGACUGCCAGGAGAUAGGGGGCUGAAGGGGGCUUUAGGGUUCGGGUUCCCUGGUAGACCUGGUCAACAGGGAAGGAACGGGGCACGUGGACUCCCAGGUCUUGAAGGUUCGCAAGGUAUCCCAGGAGAGAGGGGACAGUUCGGCGGAGUGGGAAGCACCGGUGACAAAGGCUUAGAUGGCUUAAGUGGCAUACCAGGCCCUCAGGGCCAACUCGGCGAACCAGGGUUCCCUGGCCGUGCUGGAAGACCCGGUACAUUUGGCUUCCGCGGUGCAUUUGGUGAUAUCGGCUUUGAUGGAUUCAACGGUCCAAAAGGACAGAAAGGUAACCCAGGCUUCCCAAGUUUCCCUGGGCCGCGCGGAAGCCCAGGCCCCAGGGGCCAACCUGGAGAAGAUGGACCACUAGGCCAGCCAGGUGAGCCUGGUGAGGUCGGAAGUGUAGGAUUCCCAGGUCGGUUUGGUGAGCCAGGAGACGUCGGUAACUUUGGCGAUCCAGGGGAGGAUGGUGAAGAUGGACUCCUUGGUCCUCUCGGCCUCGACGGAAGACCAGGGGAGCCAGGAUUCCCCGGCCAGGUUGGAGAUCAGGGAUUCAACGGUAACCCGGGUAUGAUUGGUGAGCCUGGCAUGCCUGGAAUGAACGGACUACCGGGUGCCCUCGGUGGACCUGGCCGUCCUGGAAUGAAAGGAACUAGUGGACCGAGUGGAUUCAGAGGAACAUCCGGACUUCCGGGUGAUCAAGGAUUAAUUGGAAGACCAGGCCCACAAGGUCCUAUUGGCCCCCAGGGUAUCGACGGUAUCCAGGGUCAACCAGGACGUAAUGGCUUUGAUGGAAAUCGUGGCUUUCCGGGAGAGCAGGGUCCGGCCGGUGAGCAAGGACCGAAAGGAGAUCCCUUUACCCCUAAUGAACUGACCGAACCUCGACCUCCAGGACCGAAGGGUGAAAAGGGACCCAAAGGAGAACCCGGACGCAUUGGAAAUCCGGGACUUCCCGGACUGACUGGAGACCGUGGACCUGUGGGAGAGCAAGGAGGAGGAGGAUACGACGGCUACAGUGGAUUCACCGGUGCUCCAGGCGCAAGAGGAGACCAGGGUCUUCCUGGGUUGUUUGGCCUCGAAGGACCCAAGGGAAUGUCGGGUAUGGAUGGUAUCCCUGGAGGUGAAGGAAGGCAGGGUCUACCAGGACCCGAUGGUCCAUCGGGAGCACCAGGUUUCCCGGGUUUCUCUGGCUUCCCGGGCAGGAAGGGUACUCCUGGUCGCCCAGGACCCAGAGGUCUCCCAGGCAUCAAAGGUUUCCCAGGUAUUCAGGGUGAAAACGGAAUCCCUGCCUUCGUCGCUCCACAAGGAGAGCCUGGAAUGGAUGGAGAAUCCGGCCCAGAUGGAUUGCCAGGUCCGAAUGGCAACCGGGGCCGUCCUGGAUUCCCUGGCCUGAACGGACUGAAGGGAGAUAGAGGAGAUAUUGGACCUUCUGGUCCAAGGCGACCUCCUGUUAUUGGACUCAAGGGAGUCGAUGGUGAACCGGGUCGGGCGGGACGCCAAGGACCAAAGGGGAGAGCAGGUGAUAUUGGUUUAGUUGGGGAGAUUGGUGAAUCUGGAUCCGUUGGACUCAAAGGAUACAAUGGCUUCGAUGGAAGAGAUGGUCGACCAGGUCUGAUGGGCAUGAGAGGUUCUAAGGGUCUACCUGGGGAUGAAUCGAACGCCCAGAAGGGUGUAAAGGGCAACAUUGGAGACGUCGGUAGCUAUGGUGUCCCUGGACGUCCAGGCCGCCCCGGCCUACCUGGACAGGAUGGAUUCAAUGGUCUCCCUGGAUUGAAGGGUGAUAUUGGAGAUCAAGGUGUGCCUGGACAAGUAGGUCUAAACGGCCCCCCAGGACCCGGGGGACCGCGAGGAGACUUUGGAGAUUCUGGAUCACAAGGGGAGAAUGGAGACAAGGGCGUGGGCGGCGGUGUUGGCUUACCAGGAGCUCCUCCUAGACCCCAGGGCUUCAUCGUCGUCAGACACAGCCAGUCUAGAAAUGUUCCUCAAUGUUCGGCCGGCAUGACGACACUAUGGAGUGGAUACAGUCUGCUGUACACUGAAGGCAACGAGAGAGCCCAACACCAAGAUCUAGGUCUGGCCGGGUCUUGCCUGCCCCGAUUCAGCACUAUGCCCUACAUCUUCUGCAACUUCAACGAGGUAUGCAACUACGCCCAGCGUAACGACAAGUCAUUCUGGCUGGCCACGUCGGAGGCUAUCCCGAUGAUGCCAGUUUCGGGUAAUGGGAUCAGACCCUUCAUCAGUCGUUGCACGGUGUGCGAGACGCCGUCACAGAUCAUCGCUGUGCAUAGUCAGGAUACCACGCUACCGGACUGCCCGCAGAACUGGAGAUCAUUGUGGAUUGGAUUCAGUUUUGCAAUGUACACAUCUGCAGGAGCCGAUGGUGGUGGCUCACCACUUGCCAGUCCCGGUUCCUGCCUAGAGAGCUUCCGCGCCACGCCCUUCAUCGAGUGCAACGGGCGGGGCAAUUGCUUCUUCUACCGCAACACCUACAGCUUCUGGAUGACCACGGUCGAUGCCCAGGAGAUGUUCCAACGGCAGCGGCCCCAAACCCUUAAGGCCGGCUCGCUGCGUACCCGCGUCAGUCGCUGCCAAGUAUGUCAAAAGCAAAUGUAAAUAAAAACUUAAAUGAAAACAAAAACCGAAACAUCUUACACUUUAUUCCAAGGUUUAUAGAUAUCAAGCUGUCUAGGGUAAUUUGGUAAAAGAGGAAUCGUGCUGAUAACUUAGACAGUUUUAAGAUUUGUCUGAGGUGGUUUCAUUUUUUUUCCAUCCUUGAAAUCAAAACAAUCCCAGAAGAUCACUGGUCAGGGGUCUUGUCAAAAUUAAUCCAGGACAGGUUGUCGUAUAACAAUUCCCUUAUAUAAAUUUUUUGUUGAAUUUCCAUUGGACUGUAUUUCCUAUUUGAGACAUGGUUUACUUCACUCAAAGGCAAACAGCUCUCUGAUGCUCUAAAGACACGCCUUGUACCAAUUUACCCUGCUGAGCGCUCUGUGGUUUGACUGGCUGGCUGAUUAUAUGUAGCGAAAACAAACUUGCAGUUUUGGAGCAAUCGAUUUGGAGGUCAUUAACUAAGAUGUGUAGUGUGAUGUUUUUAUAGUGACACCCGUAGUUUUCCAGUAGAUAGCAAUCUAAAGGCCUUGUCACUUGAGGCAACCUUUACAGGCAACUUGGAGGCAACCAUUUGCAGUGCAUGCCACAGGACCAGUUUGGUGGGGCACAAGAAAAAUAUGUGAACAUUGAAAUGUGAAAGCCUUUCCUUCUUGGAGAUGGCCUGGAACUGGUUGCCUGUAAAUUGCCUCGUGCGUCAUGGCCCUGAGUCUCUUUGGUUUCUUUUCUGGUUUCUUUACAAAUGUACCCCCAGGCACUGUGAACUUCUCCAAUGUUUUCCCUGAUAACCAUUUUCAAUAAAGGUGAACUAUUAAUGCCAGGUGUUAAAAACCUUUUCCUGGACGCUACUUAUCCGCUGGUUGUCCUGGACCAACUUUGACAAGGUCCCUCUGUAACUUUGAUUUAGACAUAAUUUUAUUCCCUUUAGCCUUAAAUUCAGCACUUUUUUAUAAAUGAACAUCUUGGUUUCAUUUAAACCAACUCUUAAACACUUCACCAUAGUUUUAAGUCACAGAGCGCUGGCCAUCACUUGUCCUAAAUCGCUGUAUCAAAUCAUUAAAAAGUUGUGAGUUGUUAAUAUUAACGGAUUCGCAUACUCAUUUAAAUAAAUUUCCAUAAAAUUUGUUUAAAUUAUACUCAUUUACAUAUGAAUUACAAAUGUAACAAGUGACUUUCAUUCAAGUUGGUGCUAGCUGAUUUUAUUACUGUUUUUUAUUUUUUAGAUGUAAACUGCAUGUUAUAUAAUAUAUAUAUGUGGGUGUGUUUCUGUUGGUUAUCUUUUAUCCAUGUGUUUUGUUUUUUUAAUAUUGAAAAACAUCUUCGUAAUCUUCAUGGUGCUCUUGUAAAACUUAGCGUUCAGGUUCUCCUUUUUUUUUUUUAAUCAAGCAUUUUUAAGAAUUGUAGGUUUGUAGACAUUUUAAUAUUAAUAUAAAUAAUAUCAAAAGUGAGACUGACUUCGUACAGAAUAUGCUGCAGAUAUUUUGAAUCGGAAUGAACAAAAUAAAAAAAUUAAAAUUCUUCAUAUCUGACUGGCUCUGAGAAAACAAUGAAUGUGAUGGUGUCUAGUGUUUUUUUUGUUUUACUCUUGCAUACUGUAUUUUCAACAUAACUCAUUCUAACCAUACUAUAUUCAGUAUAUUUUGCCAGAUGGGAUGCAAUAAAGGCAUACUUUAUGGUCUGUACUGCAAGUAAUUGGACAAACAUAAUUUUUUAUGGCCUUGAUAUUGGACUGAUUAACUUCAGAGGGCAGGGUCACUUAUACAAAGAAAAAUGUGAUAUGGCCUGGGCAAGGUCCAUUUUAGCAACUGUUGUUUGUUAUUGCCUUGGAAAGGUGUGGUAUUUAUUCAAAGAUCGAACUAAAAGCAAGGUCCUUUAUCAAUCACAGUUGUUAUGGCCUGAGCAAGGUGUGAUAUUGGACUGAUGAAUGAGGUCAUAUCAAGAAUUCUUUGAUAUUGCCUGGGCAACGUGUGAUGUUGGACUGAUGAACAUACCAAAGCAGGGUCCGUUAAUCACCAAAAAUUUCACCUAGCACUAGUGAAGAUUUUAACAUUUGUCUUGACUGCGAGAUAAAUAUUGCCUGGCCGUGGGUAGGAUGUGAUAUUGGACCGAUGAACUAAAUAUGGGCCGAAAGUCCAAACCUUUGAUACCAAAACCUCACAGUUAUCAUUUGUACGAGAGCCUUGUAUUGUAAUAACAAUGCAGCAUUUUGUAAGGCGCACUUUCCGGUAAGCCAUUCAAAGGCGCCAGUCUAGUAGAAGUUAUCAACACAUUUUACAUUAUUUUUAUCGAAAAAUAUGCAAGGUGUAAUAUAAAUAAAACAGGUUGCUAAUUUAAAUUUUUCAAUUUUUAUACUACUUUUUAACUACAUCAUUUUAAAUUGAUCCACGCAUGAAAAUGCACGAUAGUGUAAAGUGAUGGUUUUGUUUAUACAACCUUUCAACAAAUCUGAACCUUGUUGGCUUUUGUCGCUGAAAAUAUCUUUCGGCCAACGUCAACACUUGACAUUUUGUGCAUUUUAUAAUAGGAUGGCAAUGUAGCGAACAAAUAACAACUAAUAAUUUAUUCCAUUUUUGAAUUAAAGGUAUUGCCAGUGAAUAGCUAGCAAACUCUUGGUCUUUUUUUAUUUACCUGUAUUUACUUUGUAUUGUUUAACCUUAGGUGACGAUAUUAUGUAAGAAUGAUAAUAGAGUUUGCCAUAAAAUGAUUUGUUACUUGUAAUUAUGAAAGAAAUUAUUUAAGUUGUAGAUUUGUGCGGUAGAUAUUUUAGUUUUAGUUUUGUAAUUCUAAAGGAAAAUCUGUAAAAUCAGCUACUGCUAUGAUUAAAACCCAAGCACCCCAAACUAAAA
Messenger RNA from Asterias rubens (European starfish), 8414 nucleotides. RefSeq names its product collagen alpha-1(IV) chain-like. Gene Ontology annotation, molecular function: extracellular matrix structural constituent. The record is from RefSeq and is a predicted model, not a curated record. Lineage: Eukaryota; Metazoa; Echinodermata; Asteroidea; Forcipulatida; Asteriidae. The coding region runs from base 268 to 5574 and encodes 1768 amino acids. The transcript has 40 exons. Gene Ontology annotation, cellular component: collagen trimer.